Helianthus annuus (common sunflower) is the source of this 1906-nucleotide messenger RNA. Its product is annotated as factor of DNA methylation 1. The transcript is spliced from 6 exons. Gene Ontology annotation, biological process: gene silencing by siRNA-directed DNA methylation. Lineage: Eukaryota; Viridiplantae; Streptophyta; Magnoliopsida; Asterales; Asteraceae. Bases 360 to 1898 code for a protein of 512 amino acids. The record is from RefSeq and is a predicted model, not a curated record.
AUAUCAGUUCUGGUGAAGAGUCCGAGUUUAGCGAUUCUGAGAUUUCUGAGCACAAAGAUAAGCCAUACGCGCAACUGAGGAAUGGAACACUCAAAGUUAAGUAUCCAGGUGGCAUUUUUAAGUGUCCAUUUUGUGCUGGCAAGAAAAAACAGAAUUUCAAAUACAAAGACUUGCAUCAACAUGCUUCGGGAGUAAGCAAAGGCUCUUCCAACAGAAGUGCAAAGCAAAAGGCGAAUCAUCUUGCUCUAACAUUGUAUCUAGAGAAUGAACUGGCAGACGAGGCCGAAAAGCCAGUGAAAGUAGUAGUAACACCAAUCACUGAAGAAAACAAAUUGUUUUGCUGGCCUUGGACUGGGAUUAUGGUCAAUAUAGUCAAAGAAUCAGACGACGCGAAUGAUUUUGACAACACUGAAUAUUGGCUCAAGAGAUUCUCAAAAUACAAGCCUGAAGAUGUUGAGCUGUUAUGGGAUGCCGAAAAGAGAACCGCAAAAGCGUUUGUCAGGUUCAACAAUGGUUUGAUUGGUUUGAAAAAUGCUAUGGAGUUUGAGAAAGCCUUUGAAGCUAAUCGUCACAGCAAGAAAGAAUGGAGUGCUUCUGAAAAUCCGUCGGGUUCAAGGAUUUAUGCCUGGCUAGCUCGUGCAAAUGACUUUGAAUCACAAGGGCCAUUAGGAGACUACCUUCGCAUGAACAGGGAUCUCAAGACGGUAUCUGAAGUUGAGCAAGAAGUUGCAAAAACCAGAAACAGACCGGUGAUUGAAUUAGCAACUGAGAUCGACAUGAGGAAUGAAAAUCUUGAUGAUUUGCAAAGCAAGUGUAAUCAGAAAAUCAUGUCUUUAAGUAAGAUGACUGAAGAAAUCGACAGCAUGCAUCGGUCUUUCUGCGAAGCAAGAAGAAAACUGCAGCACCAUGCACAGAUGCGUGUUAACGAACUAUUAGCUGAACGAGAAAGGGCGCAUGCUGAGGUGGAGAAACUCAGGAAAGAACAUGAAUUACGAAGCAAAGAAGUUAGUAAGAAAGUAGCCCAAACAGAACGUGAAAAACAAAAAUUAGAUGAGGAGAAAAGAAAGAAUGACGUGCGAAACAGUUGUCUGCAUAUGGCCUCCAUAGAGCAGAAAAAAGCCGACGAGGGUCUCUUAAGGCUGAUUGAAGAGCAAAAGAGAGAGAAGGAGGAGGCGUGGAAGAAAGUAGUUGAGUUAGGGAGACAGCUAGCUGCCAAACAGCAACUAGAGAUGGAAAUUGUGGGAUUAAAAGGGAAAGUGAAGGUGUUGAAACAUUUAGGUGAUGAAGAUAAUACUGCGGUUCAAGAGCAGAUAAAAAAGAUGAAUGAUGAGCUGGAAGCGAAGAUGGAGGAAAUGGGUGAUUUGGAGGAUAUGAAUCUAACUCUUAUGGUUAAGGAACGCGAAAGUAACGAUGAGUUGCAAGAUACCCGCAAAGAGUUGAUUAAGUGCUUUCUGGAAAUGCAGGAUAAGUCAAGUGGACGUGGUAUUAUCAGGGUAAAGAGGAUGGGUGAAAUUGAUAUGAAAGCCUUCAAUGACGCCUGCAAGAAGAAGUUUGAUUCCGAAGAAGCUGAAAUCAAGGCCUCUGAGUUAUGCUCUUUGUGGCAGGAGAAGCUUACGAACCCAAAGUGGCAUCCAGUAAAAGUUGUUGCAGUAGAGGGUGCACUUAAGGAAGUGAUUAAUGAAGAUGAUGAAGUGCUAAAAACUCUCAAGGCGGAAUGGGGUAGUGGAAUCUUUGAUGCAGUGGUUGCUGCAUUUAUGGAGAUGAAUGAAUACAACCCUAGUGGCAGAUAUGUAGUUAACGAACUUUGGAACUUUAGAGACAAACGAAAAGCUACAUUAAAGGAAGUUAUUAGCUAUAUCUUGCAGGAUAUGAAGAGCCAAAAGCGUAAAAGAAGAUAAGGUUCGUA